Molecule: messenger RNA, 1508 nt
Organism: Leucoraja erinaceus (little skate)
Lineage: Eukaryota; Metazoa; Chordata; Chondrichthyes; Rajiformes; Rajidae
Gene: brms1la
Product: BRMS1 like transcriptional repressor a
Exons: 10
Coding region: 132-1103 (323 amino acids)
Biological process (GO): negative regulation of transcription by RNA polymerase II
Cellular component (GO): Sin3-type complex
Molecular function (GO): histone deacetylase binding
Source: RefSeq, a predicted model, not a curated record
GCACUACCGCCCCCUUCCGCUAUUAUCGAAUUGGGGGAAAAUGUGAUUUUGCGGCGCUGUGGACGUUCCUUGUCGUUAAACCGAACCGCGGUGUUUGUGUUUUGAUUUUUUUUUUUUAAUUUGCCGCCGAUAUGCCUGUUCAUUCACGAGAAAAGAAAGAAAACAAUCACGAAGACAUGGAUGUCGACUACCCGGAGAAUGAAGGCAGUAGUACGGAUGAGGAAGAUACGGAGAGCUCCUCUGUGUCAGAGGAUGGGGACAGUUCAGAAAUGGACGACGAAGAUUGUGAAAGGAGAAGAACAGAGUGUUUAGAUGAAAUGUCCAAUUUGGAGAAACAGUUUACAGAUCUAAAAGAACAGUUAUACAGGGAAAGAUUAAGCCAAGUGGAAGCAAAGCUUGAGGAAGUUAUAGCAGGAAAAGCUCCUGAAUAUUUGGAACCUUUAGCAACUUUGCAAGAGAAUAUGCAAAUCCGAACAAAAGUUGCAGGUAUCUAUAGGGAGCUCUGUUUAAAAACCGUAAAGAACCAAUAUGAAUGCGAGGUGCAGGCUGCAUUCCAACACUGGGAGAGUGAGAAGUUACUUCUGUAUGAUACUGUCCAGAGUGAACUGGAGGAGAGAAUUCGGCGACUUGAUGAAGAUCGACACAAUAUUGAUAUCACAUCGGAGUUAUGGAAUGAUGAACAACAGUCGAGGAAAAGCAAGAGGAAAGAUCCAUUUAGUCCAGACAAAAAGAAAAAGCCUGUAGUUGUCUCUGGUCCUUAUGUUGUUUACAUGUUACAAGACCUUGAUAUACUUGAAGACUGGACAACAAUUAGGAAGGCAAUGGCGACGCUUGGGCCACACAGAGUAAAGACAGAUGCAUCCACCAAGACAGAAAAACAGCUUCACAGUGCCAGAUCAGAAGAUGGCAGGUUAUUUUAUGAUGGGGAGUGGUACAGCCGUGGACAAACUAUAUGUAUUGACAAGAAAGAUGAAUAUCCAAUAAGUGCCACAAUAACAACCAUCAACAAUGAUGAAGUUUGGUUUAAGAGAACAGACAGCAGCAAGUCAAAACUAUACAUUUCUCAGCUACAGAAAGGAAAAUAUACCAUCAAGCAUAUGUAGCUUCAUAAUUUUUAUGUCAGAUCUUUUUUUAAUGAACUUUUUGUAUCUACAACAAUGAAGAUGCUUUGACAUCUCAACUAUUAAUAACAAUGCAGUUAAUUCAAUUUAUUGAAAUAUUUGGCUAUUAAAUGUGUUUAGUCUUAUCUGGCUUGGAAAUGUUACUUGAAUGGAAAUACUUUAUAUAUUGUCACUUUACUAGUUUACUAUAUUUUUCAUUGUGCAUUUUCUACUUUACUCAUUAUGAAAACUAAGAUUUUUUUUGUUUAUGAACUGUAUGCCAUGGAAGUCGAUUCCUCUCUGUUACUGUUUUCCUCAAAUGGGUGAAUGGAUUUUGUCGAUAUUGUGAUCUUUGUCUCAGGUGCUUGAUUAAAGCCAUGUCUAAUAUAAAUAAACUGCCCAUAUAAU